Messenger RNA from Folsomia candida, 1545 nucleotides. Its product is annotated as periostin. The record is from RefSeq and is a predicted model, not a curated record. Gene Ontology annotation, cellular component: extracellular matrix. The transcript has 9 exons. Gene Ontology annotation, biological process: cell adhesion; extracellular matrix organization. Gene Ontology annotation, molecular function: cell adhesion molecule binding. NCBI's taxonomy places the organism in Eukaryota, Metazoa, Arthropoda, Collembola, Entomobryomorpha, Isotomidae. The coding region runs from base 334 to 1347 and encodes 337 amino acids.
AUUAAUACAUGAAUAUUUUUUUCACUGUAUACCUUGUGGAUUCGAAUUGUCGGGGUGAACACACUCGACAAAAUCUUGAUUUUUCAAUACGGAUAGUUCAGCGAAGUUGACUUUUAAACUCUGUGGAGAGCAAAGCUUGAUCCCAUCAGAAACAACGGGCUUUUUUAUUCCUUUAUGCAUGCAGUAGUGCAGAAGUACGGUACCCAGUUUUUAUUGACGACCAUUCUUCAGUUCGCUUCAAGUGCUUCGCGAAUGUGACGUUCCGUUAUUGUGUGUACAAAAAUUAUAUCCCAGUGCCAAUCCAAUUAUACCCGAUCGGGUUUAUAUGAUAAAAUGAAAUCCAGGAUGGGACCAUUGCUAGUAUUUUUUGCCGGAUUUACAAUUUGCCAUGCACAACUCGUCUCAGAUUUUGGAGGACUGUUCCCAUCUUCCAAAAAGAGAGUUCAGGACACUGUGAAUGAUCCAUCCGGCACUUCUAUCAGUCAUCCCAGAAGAACCACAAUAAUCGAUGUUCUGAAGGAACUUCGGGCCACCACAUUUUUACAGCUCAUUCAGCAAACCCAACUGGGGGAGGCACUGCAAGGGUCGGGCCCUUACACCGUCUUUGCCCCAACGGACGAUGCCAUCGACAGGUUACCCAAGUGGGCACAGAGAAAACUCCUCCAGGACUCUGAAACUUUGGCUCAAAUGCUCGUGUACCAUAUUACCGUUGGAAAGAUUACAUCCAAGGAUAUGAAGAACGAACUGAGAAUCCCUACGCUCUAUCACGGCAGGCCUGUAGCCGUUCGAGUCUACGCCGACCGGAAACCAUCGAUAAAUCACGUGACAGUGACUGUUCCUGAUGCAAUUGCAUCCAACGGCGUGGUUCAUGUUAUUGGAGAUGUCUUAUUCCCUGUCCCAGUCGGCAACGUAUUCGACGUGUUGGAUAAUUGUACUUCUUUCUCCAAAUUCAAAAACUACAUUGUCAAAGCAGGUCUUCAGGAUGAGCUGAAAAAUGCUGCAAAUCCGAUCACACUCUUUGCACCGACCAAUGACGCUUUUGACUUUUUGCCAUCCAGGAUAAAGGAUAUUCUGGAAAGUGCUCGAAAUGACAGCAGCAGCCCAUCAUUGAAAAACUCGCAAGCCAUGAUUCUCCACCAUGUUUUGUUGGGAACGUUUUUCAGUCCAGCCUUCAAAGAUGGACAGGAGCUUUCCACAGCAGCAGAAAGGGAAAUCGUUGUCGAUGUCCGACAUGAUCGGCUUAAGGAAGUUGGAUUAGCUCGUGUUCUCCGAUCAGACAUUCCUGCCACCAAUGGAGUUGUGCAUGUCAUAGAUAAGUUUCUAGUUAAUGAAGACAUUUGUAUAUAGCUAUAACUCCACGUGUUGAUUUUUAUAAUGCCAUUGAAAUUAAUAAUUCAGCAAACAUUUACAUCACUUUCAUAUUGACUAUUCGACAGCGAAGAAAUUCGAUUUUUAUGGGUGAUUGGAUAAUUUAUUUUACUACCUGAUUGAAAACUGCGAAUAGAAACUUUAUUUAUUUUCGGUAAUAAAUUGAUGAAGUUAAAA